UCGCUAGGAUGCAUACCAUAUAGUCCGAUAUAGGGGUAUGAGCGAUGUGCUCGCAUGGAACGACGUCAUCUUUCCCUUUCUAAAAACGGUAAAGUUGGAUUCGAUUAGGCAUUUUAAUGGGAUAAAGAUCGACCGCCAACUCAUCACAACAUUGUUGGAGAGGUGGCGGAAGGAGACACAUUGCUUCAACUUUCUUAAAGCCGAGAUGAUGAUAACACUGAAGGAUAUCGCCAUCCUGACUAAUUUGCCCAUCAAUGGCGAUGUUGUGUGUACGGACUUUCAUGCACCAGAUAAAGUUGGAAAUAUGAGCGGUUGGCAGCAUUUGAUAUGGACAGCCACGAGGUUGACAGUGCCAGAAAAGGGAGAACAUGAUGAGGAGGGUCAUCCACCAUAUACCAAGGGCCAAUGUUCCAUCACUUGGUUGAUAGCGGCGAUCAAGCGUAAGCACAACCCUGAUGAUGAAAGCAUUCCCCUCACGGCGGAAAGUUUAAACGUGGACAAGGAAAUUUAUGCACGUGUCUACCUCAUUGGCAUGAUCAGUGGAGUUUUCUUCCCCAAAAAAAAUCCAACAACUUAAUCAUCAAUGGAUGGUUGAAGAUCAUCCUUGGAGAUUGGGAUUCUAUGGGGAACCUGACCUGGACAUCCGCUUGCCUAGCUAAUAUCUACUGCUCCCUCUGUAAUACAAGUGGGAAAGGGGUGAGUGAUAUUGAUGGGGUGGUGUUCAUCGUCCAAUUUUGAGCUUGGGAGCAUCUGCAAUGGAUUGCGCCGGUCGAAAAACCCGACAAGGAAUGGGAACUCGACCAUCCCCUAAGACUCGAAGCUUAUUGUAAAACCUUAGGCAAAUCCCACAUCGACAAAGCACAGGAGAGAUCCAUGGUUCAUAAGUAGAAAACCGGCUUUAGCUGACAAGACGCGUUUUGGGGUGAAACGGAGGAGUUCUUGUGAGAACUCCGAAGUUAAACGUGCUCAGUGUGGAGUACAACAAGGAUGGGUGACCUUGUGAGAAGUCACCUUGAAUUUCACCCCAAUUUGAAAACCGUGAGGGUUUGCGCCCAAAGCGGACAAUAUCUUCGUCGGGAAAAGGUUCCAGAUGUUACAAGUGGUAUCAGAGCCUCUUCGCGUCCCUCUUGAACGAUGGCGGGGCAAACCUCAACGAGGGUGUUGAGUCCCAAGGGGGUGGGGUGUAUUAACACCUUAGGCGAAUCGCAUAACGGCAAAGCACGGGAGAGAUCCCUGGCUCAUAAGUAGGAAACCAGCCUUAACUGACAAGAUGCAUUUUGGGGGUGAAACGGAGGAGUUCUUGUGAGAACUCCGAAGUUAAACGUGCUCAGCGUGGAGUACAACAAGAAUGGGUGACCUUAUGGGAAGUCACCUUGAAUUGUUCCCCAAGUUGAAAACCGUGAGGGUGUGGGCCCAUAGCGGACAAUAUCUUCGUCGAGAAAAGGUUUGGGAUAUUACACUUAUGGUUGUAGGUAAACUUCUCUGAUCCCACUCAUAUCUCCACUCCUUUUUUUUACUACUUCAUUAUUUUGUAGUUGAAUUGUUAGUAUGUUUUAACAUUGAAUAAUUUGAUCCAUGAAUAAGGUGGCUUGGUCAAACAACAAGCGACAACCUUGUUGAGCACAAACUAGAAGAGUAUCGUAGGAGGAUGGAUCAUCUUUGGGAAGCAGAGGUAAUAAUCAUACUACUUCUACUUUCUUUGAUAUUUUCGAAUUUGUUUAAUAUUUUUAUUAAUGGUUCAAUUUGGUAUCCAUCAUGGUAGGUCGUUUUCGACCCGUAUCUGGAUAACGUCAUUCACCAUCACUUCCACAAAUUCCCGUUGCAUCCACAUCAAUGGUCCACGCGAGUCCCACUCAUCUGUCACCAUAUAUUGGAGUGGUACUUGCCGAAUCGAUGCUUACGGCCAUUCGGACGUGAGCAAUGCAUGCCCAUUGAGGUCCCUGCUAGUCAAAGGGCUUACCACGGGAAAGAUGGUCGCCAAGGGGCUACUAAUUGGACGCAUGAGCUGAGGGACUACAUCAAGAUUUGGAAUAGUACUAGGCAAGAUGAAGAUAUUGUCACUCCAACUAUGGUGGGGCGGAUGGGAUAUCAUGACCCAUACUUGGAAACAUACCAAAGACAAUCUUUACGAUACAUGACGCUUGAUGGUGCGACGGACGGUGCUAUAUAUCAUUCCUUUAACUUAGUUACAUCAAUUCAUUUAUUUAACUUUUGGUGUCAAAUUGGUAGGCUAUAUAUAAUUACUUUAAGAUGACUAAAUUUGUUAAUUGUUU
Linum trigynum is the source of this 2273-nucleotide messenger RNA. Lineage: Eukaryota; Viridiplantae; Streptophyta; Magnoliopsida; Malpighiales; Linaceae. The record is from the annotation of a GenBank genome assembly.